AUGAAUGUGUUGUUGAUACUUCUUGUAAGUUUGUUGAGUUUAGCAGAAAAUGCUAAAUUAGUUAGAAAAUAUUAUCCUUUAAAAUGGGCGAAUUGUCCAAUUAAUGCAUCUAUGCAAGUGGACGUGUUUGUUCCUAAAGUAUUCACGAAAUUCAUGAACAUGUCUGCUGUACUCCAUAUAAGGGAGAAUAUUCCUGGCAAUUUAACGUUUACAGCAGAAACAAAUAAAUGUUCAUUGGAUAUGAAAAACUGCGAAAAAUAUUUGGACGUAGGCGUUAUGGAAUUAGAUUUGAUAAAAAUUUUUUCGUUUAAAGAUGUUUGUCGACUUAUUGAGGAUAAAAAUAUGUUUUACUCUGCUGCGCUUACUAAUAUUGCACCACCGUUAAUAUGUCCUUUCAAGGCUGGAGAUCACAUUUUAAAGCCUUCAGUUUUGGACUUGUCAAUCGGUGAAAUGUUUCGUGCGGAAGGCUUCAUCUGGGUUGCCAAUUUCAGGCUCAUUGCAAUAACAACAAAGGUUCAACUUUCAAUAACAUCUUGGGAGAACUGUCCUGGAAAUCAAUCGAUGAAAAUGUAUGCUUCGACCAAUGAUACUUAUGGCGAUCAGACUAAAAUUUACAUUCCUACAACAAUUGAUGUGUCACGUGACGUAAAAGAUUUAAGUGAACUUACAUUAGAGGUCAAUCGAUGCGAUUUUGAAAUGAAAAAGUGUGAAAAACCAUUUCCACUGAGAUUCACUGAUUUAUGCAAAAGUUUCAAUAACAAAAAGGCAUUUUAUUACGGGUUCAUAUCAACGAUAAAACCACCAAUAUCAUGUCCAAUUAAAGCAGAUAAGUACACUGCUACAAAUGGUUCGUUUGACUUAAGUGCAUCUUACUUUCUUCCCAUAAGAGACAAUGUUUGGAUCACAAAAACAAAGCUUUAUUGCAAUGAAGGAAAGAAGCGGGAAUUGGUAUUAUGUUUAAUGUCAACUAUAAAAGUCACUCAAACUAGAGCUAGAAGAGUUGGUUCUCGUCAAAAGAAGAUAAAUCAGAAGUGA
Molecule: messenger RNA, 1035 nt
Organism: Clunio marinus
Lineage: Eukaryota; Metazoa; Arthropoda; Insecta; Diptera; Chironomidae
Source: the annotation of a GenBank genome assembly